UAAUACACUGCUGCAGACUGUCAGCACACCCCUCUUGAGAAGUUGUUGGUUGCUUUGGUUGUUAAGGAAGUCCAUUAAGUUUGCCUCUUCAGCGAACUGGAGGUAACGGAUGUAAUCAGUUGAGUACCAUGGGACUUGUUUACAUCUAAAACCAAGUUUGCCAAUAGGAUGAGUGAGCAUGGAGACAGCAUCGUCCCGUUUAACCCCGCAGAACUCAGGUCAGGAGAACCAGCUUGUAAAACAGAUAUUAAUGUACUGCGUGUAGACCUGAGGAAAGAGAAGAGUAACAAGGAGGAGCUCAAAGACAUCAAGAAGCCAUAUGAUGGGACCAAACUGCUUCAGGAUGAGCCUAACAAGGACGCCAAGCUUAGUCCAUAUCAGCCUCGACCUCCCUCUCUUCCGAAGCCCGUGGGAUUGGGCAUGGAGGGUAAAAACAUCUCAUUUGAUGAGAAGCUGAGGGGGAGAAGAUUGAGGAACAGCCAGGAGAGUCUCACAGACCCGGGUGAGACGGGCUCUUCGACCGAUUCACUUAAAGACGCCGCCGCAGUGAAUGGCCAGGGCCUUGCAUCCGGAGGUCCUCUCGAUCUCCCACCCAUGGAGACACCACCGUUCAUGAUAAGUACCGGGAGCUUCUCAGAGAAUGACGAGUCCCCCCGUGAGGAUUUUGAUCCGAAUAAAGAGCGAAUGAAACCGUCCAGAAUUCUUCUGUCCCCACUGCAGCUCACCGGCACAUAUCCUCCUCUGGAAAACAGCGCAGCCUCCGCGUCCUUAAGGACAACUAAUCGGAUUGACAGGGAUUGUUUGGAUUACAGUGUGGUGGGGAGAAGGGGGCGGUCGGAGAGGCUUCAGAGGAAUCUGAGCGAUAGCGGGCUGUUGGACACCAUGGUGUCGGACAAUGCCUCUGUCCAUUCCAUGAAGUCCACCUAUAGUGUUCUGAACCCCAUCAGACCCCGGGAUGUGAGGAACAGGAGCUUUCUGGAGGGCAGUGUUUUGGGUAGCGGUGCAUUGUUGGGGGCAGAAGAGCUAGACCGCUAUUUCCCAGAGAGACGACUCGGUAUCUACGUCGCCACAUGGAACAUGCAGGGAGAGAAGGGGCUCCCAUACAACCUAGAUGAUCUUCUGCUCCCAACCGACACAGACUUCGCACAGGACGUCUACGUUAUAGGAGUUCAGGAAGGUUGUCCAGAUAGGAGGGAGUGGGAGAUCCGCUUGCAGGAAACUCUUGGGCCGUAUUACGUGAUGCUGUACGCAGCAGCCCAUGGAGUUCUCUAUCUCACUAUAUUUGUCAGGAGAGAUCUCAUAUGGUUUUGUUCAGAAGUGGAACAUGCUACUGUCACAACCCGAAUUAUAUCUCAGAUUAAGACUAAAGGAGCUGUGGGUAUCGGCUUCACUUUUUUUGGGACAUCCUUCCUCUUUAUUACAUCCCAUUUCACGUUCUUUGUGUUUGUUUCAGCUGGAGAUUCUAAAGUAUAUGAGAGGAUCUUAGACUAUAACAAGAUAAUAGAAGCGCUGGCUCUUCCUAGAAAUCUUCCUGAUACCAACCCUUACCGCUCCACCACCUGUGAUGUCACAACCCGUUUUGAUGAAGUCUUCUGGUUUGGAGAUUUUAACUUCCGCCUAAAUAAAGCCAGAGGAGAGGUGGAGGCCAUUUUGAAUCAGGGUGUAGGCGCAGAUAUGAGCCCGCUAUUACAACAUGACCAGCUGUUGAAAGAAAUAAAGGAAGGUUCCAUUUUUAAAGGGUUUCAGGAAGCAUCUAUUCACUUUCCUCCUACUUACAAGUAUGACAUUGGUUGUGACGUCUAUGACACCACCACAAAGCAGAGAACGCCCUCAUAUACCGAUCGGAUUCUUUAUCGAAACCGACAAGUAGAUGACAUUAAAGUGAUCAAGUAUACGUCUUGCUCGUCCAUUAAGACAUCAGAUCACCGGCCAGUCAUUGGCAUGUUUCAGGUCAAACUUCGUCCGGGUAGAGACAACAUUCCCUUGGGUGCUGGCCAGUUCGACAGGAGCCUGUACUUAGAAGGAAUCCGAAGGAGAAUCACACGGGAGUUGAAGAAGAGAGAGGCAGCCAUGAAAAACCAGAAUAACAGUACAGUUUGCACCAUAUCCUGAUCUACCGAUGUGCGAGAGGGUGCUAAAACUGAUCAUUUCAAACACCGAGCUACUGACUUGGAAAGCUGGACUUUCAGGACCAAAGGAUAACUCGGUACUACAGAUGUCAUGGCACUGAAGUGCACAGUCCAGGGACCAAAAGACUGCUGCUGGAUGUUUAGCAGCUAGUGUUGAAACUGUAAAAUAUGACUUUUUAAAUCUAUAAAUUAUACUGACCAGAGUAAAUUAACUGUACUGUACAUCCAUUAUUCCUAAUUAGUUUUUUUGUAUUGUUUCAUAUUCUGCUAUUUAACUUGCAAGCCGUAACAGUCUGUUCUAUGUAUGGUUUCAACUGAUAGUGUUUCAAGGCCUUGUUAAACCAUUAGCUCAACUUCUAAUCUUUAACUGAUAAUGUAAACACCUCAUACCAGUACCGGGUAGCUGAUCCUCCUGGUUUCAGUGGCUUCUGGGUCUCUCUUUUACACAGUUUCUUAACAAUGUGCUAACAGUGGUACUGCUUUUAAAAAGGAAACUGUACUGUAGCAUCAUUACCAGCAAAAUGAGGGAAUAUUGGUGUUAGCAGCUGUUUAUUUAUUGAUUGAUUGUCAUCGAUAGGUGAACGUGGUGUGUCAUGUAGAGAAGUUGACCUUUGGUUAAAAUGUGUGCAAAAUCUAAGUGAGGAGGCACAGACUAUACUUGAGUUUACUGCCUUAACUGUUAAC
This is a messenger RNA of Rhinichthys klamathensis goyatoka, 2813 nucleotides long. It is a transcript of the gene inpp5e, whose product is annotated as inositol polyphosphate-5-phosphatase E. The transcript is spliced from 11 exons. NCBI's taxonomy places the organism in Eukaryota, Metazoa, Chordata, Actinopteri, Cypriniformes, Leuciscidae. The coding region runs from base 169 to 2112 and encodes 647 amino acids. Gene Ontology annotation, biological process: phosphatidylinositol dephosphorylation. The record is from RefSeq and is a predicted model, not a curated record. Gene Ontology annotation, molecular function: inositol-polyphosphate 5-phosphatase activity.